Neodiprion fabricii is the source of this 1346-nucleotide messenger RNA. Its product is annotated as replication factor C subunit 4. Gene Ontology annotation, biological process: DNA-templated DNA replication; DNA repair. The transcript has 6 exons. Gene Ontology annotation, molecular function: DNA binding; ATP binding; ATP hydrolysis activity. Bases 183 to 1256 code for a protein of 357 amino acids. Lineage: Eukaryota; Metazoa; Arthropoda; Insecta; Hymenoptera; Diprionidae. Gene Ontology annotation, cellular component: DNA replication factor C complex; nucleus. The record is from RefSeq and is a predicted model, not a curated record.
AUAUCCCUUUGCUUAUGGCAGUUUUUAGUUAUUCCUGUAGUCUAUGCUUACGAGUAUCAUGAAUAUAGGAAAACGUAUCUUGCGCAUGUCGUGAAUUUUUUUACUGACGUAUGAACGCGCGAAGUUAAUACAUUGGCCGGUUUUCUAUCAGUCAACGUUCAAGCGAUAUAAUUUUGAACAAAAUGCAUGGUUUUUUGAAAAGAGGUAAACUCGGCCCCAGUGACAGAAAGCCUACUUCAAGUUCGAGUUCAAAGGAUAAGCGUAAAGGACCUUCACCACCAUGGGUUGAAAAAUAUAGACCCAAAACUGUAGAGGAUGUUGUUGAACAAGGCGAAGUAGUCAAGGUCUUACAACAAUGUCUAGUUGGUGGCGAUUUCCCCAAUCUGUUGUUUUAUGGCCCACCAGGGACGGGGAAGACCAGCACAAUAUUAGCUGCUGCAAGACAAUUAUUUGGGGACAUGUACAAAGAUAGGAUAUUAGAAUUAAAUGCCUCUGAUGAACGUGGCAUCCAAGUAAUCAGAGACAAAGUUAAAACUUUCGCACAGUUGACAGCCAGUGGCACAAGACCCGAUGGUAAACCAUGCCCUCCAUAUAAGAUAAUAAUUCUUGAUGAAGCAGAUAGCAUGACUAAUGCUGCACAAGCAGCGUUACGACGCACUAUGGAACGUGAAUCUCGCAGCACACGAUUUUGCCUAAUAUGUAACUACGUCUCUCGGAUCAUAGAGCCGUUAACAUCUCGGUGCACGAAAUUCAGAUUUAAGCCAUUGGGUCAAGAGAAAAUCAUUGAGCGCCUAGAACUAAUUUGCAAUAUGGAAAAUUUGAAAGCAGAUAAAGCUGUAUUGAUGAAGGUAGUCGAUGCUUCUGGUGGAGAUAUGAGACGAGCUAUAACAUGCUUACAAUCUGUAUCAAGACUAAAGGGCAAAGGUGCCGAAUUUGCAAUAGAUGAUGUACUGGAAGUUACCGGGGUGAUUCCCGAUAAAUGGUUGGAUGAAAUGAUUGAAAUGUGCCAGUCAAAGGAUUACAACAAAGUGGAAAUGUUCAUCGACAAUUACAUGAUGGAAGCUUAUGCAGUAUCACAGGUUAUUGAACAAUUGAAUGACAAAAUUGUUUAUUCCACCGAACUCUCUGACAAACAGAAGGCGAUAAUUGGAGAAAAACUUGCGGAAUGCAGUUAUCGAUUGUUGGAAGGCGGAAGUGAAUAUAUGCAGUUAAUUGAUCUUUGCUGCGGUAUCAUGAAAGCCUAUGAAGUUGAUUAAAGUGAUCUAAAAUUUCGGUGCAAAUGCUGAAUUAAUUUUAAUUGUGUAUCUAUAUAUUUUUUUUAAUAAAGAAAUAUUUACGUCGAUAAA